This is a messenger RNA of Labrus mixtus (cuckoo wrasse), 4183 nucleotides long. RefSeq names its product immunoglobulin superfamily member 21-like. NCBI's taxonomy places the organism in Eukaryota, Metazoa, Chordata, Actinopteri, Labriformes, Labridae. The record is from RefSeq and is a predicted model, not a curated record. Bases 232 to 1713 code for a protein of 493 amino acids. The transcript has 10 exons. Gene Ontology annotation, cellular component: adherens junction. Gene Ontology annotation, biological process: heterophilic cell-cell adhesion; homophilic cell-cell adhesion.
AGAGAGAGAGAGAGAGAGAGAGUAGUAUUAGAGUUAGAGGGGAGAGAGAGAGUAGUAUUAGAGUUAGAGGGGGGAGAGAGAGAGAGCUGCUGUAAUCCUCUGCCUAUAAAGCGGCGCAGCAGAGCGAGGCAGCCUCAGUGUGAAGGAUGGGAGAUCAAACGGCGCCGUGGUCCUCCGCUCUGAUGACAGAUGGAGCAUCCUUCGGUCUGAGCAGCAGCAGCACCCAGCAGGAUGACGACUGGUCCCCUCGCCCUCUGCUGCCUCCCACUCCUCCUCCUCUCCGCUCUCUCUCUCACUCUCUCACAAGGUUAUUUAACGGUCUCCAUUGACCCCCUCCCUCACGUCGUCAUCGGAGACACGGUGACUCUGAAGUGUAACUUCCAAACGGACGGGAACCUGCGAGAGAUCGUGUGGUUCCGGGUGAGCACGCAGGUGACUGAAGGAGGCAACGCAAAGCAGAAGAUUUUCACCUACGAUGCCAUGUACAACACCAGCUACUCUCACCUGGAGGACAACAAGAAACGGGAGGACCUGGUCUACAGGUCCACUGUGCGUCUCCCCGAAGUGCAGAUGGAGGACGACGGCCUGUACGAGUGUCACGUGGGGAUCUACGACCGGAGCUCCAGAGAUAAAGUGAUCCUCGCCUCCGGCAGCAUCAUCCUCACUGUCAUAGUGCCUCCAAAGUCUAUCUCUGUGGUGGCAGCCGACAGCCCGGCUCCUUUCAGCCGCUACGAGGCCCAGAACUUCUCUCUGGUCUGCAUUGUGACAGGAGCCAAGCCGGCCCCCGUGGUGUACUUUAAGCGGGAUGGGGAGCUCAUCGAUGUGGUUCCACCCAGCCAGUCUCCCUCUUCAACAGGAGAACAAAACAAGAAACCAGGAAAAAGCCGGGGACGGAGCCGAGCGGGACUCCUGAGCUCUCAGAUCCACGUCAGCCGAGACCUGGACGACACCAAACUCCAUAAGUCCCCAUCCCCGUCCGAGAAGCAGGGCAAACCGGCCCGGCUCGGACAAGACGGACCCGAACCGGGCCGGGAGCAAGCGCCCCAGCCGGGCCCCGAGCAGACCACCGAGGUGAUCCCGGAGACGGUGGUGAGCUGGGAGUUUCCCCGCUGGGUGCAGAGCAGCGACCCACUGUACUACUUCCAGCACCGACAGCAGGCGGUGGGCGACGGCACCAUGGAGGUGAGAGCCAUGCUGACCUGGAGCCUGAACCCCCAGCUGGACAACGAGGCUCUGUUCAGCUGUGAGGUCAACCACCCGGCUCUGUCCAUGCCCAUGCAGGCCGAGGUCACACUGGCUGCUCCCAGAGGACCCAAGCUGUCCAUGACCCCCGAUCGAGCCACAGUGGGGGACACAGUGCGGAUCACAGUCCAGGGCUUCCAGCUCGGACCCUCAGCGAGCGAGGUGUUCCCUGAGCCCAUGUUCACCUGGACCAGAGUCGGGGGUCUUCUCCUGGACGGCAGCGAGACUCAUGACGGACGAGAACUCGUCCUGGACAGAGUUCCUGCUGAGCUCAACGGCUCCAUGUUUCGCUGCACGGCCGAGAAUCCUCUGGGCUCCACGGACACACACACGCGCCUCAUAGUGUUCGAAAACCCAAGAUUAAAGAAAGGAAAAGAACGUUUUGUUGCCAUCGAUGCAGCCGUCAUUCAGCGCUCCCUCACAUUAACCUCCAUGUUGCUGCUGCUGAGCUUCACCUUUGAGCUGACGUGACCCGAGGCCCUGCUGCUCCACCUCCAACCUCCCACCUCCACCUACCUGAGGAACCUGCUCUCCCCCCCCCCUGACUGUAGCCUACGCUCCGAGCUGCUGAAACAUGACGAGUGCUGCAGCGCUUUACAUUUAGAAAGAGGAGUUACAGCAUCAGACAGAACAAAAGGUCCAGAUGCCUCUCUACAUGCCGUCACACUGUGAGACUGCGCUGAUGGAUUACUGUAGCUCAAGUCACUGAUCACAAGAAGAAGCUCGCACAGCGUCACACUGAAGGAGUUCUUUGAUGUAGUGUGUCUGAUUUCCCUUUUAAAUUGUCUGCAGAUUCCUGGGAAUAAUGGCACAGGAGAAUGCUGGUCCUGAAAGUCUGCUCAGCCAGCUCUCAUGCACAACUCCAGACUGGAUGAAUCAUCACCAGUGUGCUCAUUAUAUGCCUCUCAAGAAGCUAUGAUUUAUACAUUCAAAAAAACCCCGCUCAACAUGACUUUAAUGAUAAAUCUCCUGACUAAAAGGUACCCAAAGUUUUGAAAUUGGAAUAACAAAAGGAAAAUACCUUUUUGUUGAAGAGUAACAUCCUUCGUUUCACCAGAAAUAGACUUUACAUCGCUGCCUUCAAAACCCCCAGACUCCACUGACAACAGAAAACGUAUGUUCCAGUUAGGGGAUGUUGUUCUUUACCUGCCGCCUCCAUCGCAUUGUUCAGGACGUCUCAAAGUGUGGCGCUCGCCCCCCUGUGGGGACACAGAGAGAUUUCAGGAGGGGGGAACAGGUAGUGUGCAGUGUUUCUCACCUAGGUGGGCCGCCCAGGUUUAUAUUUUCCACUCAUAUGAUCGGCAUUUAAGACCAAUGAACUAGAAGGUGAUUGCUCUCCCUUGCUCUGUGUCCUUCAUACAUGUUGCAGGUGUGUUCACUCUGCAGGUGACCAGAGAGAGAAAGAGAGGGAUAGCCUCUGUUAAGGCUCUUUGAAUGUUUGAUUUGUAGCAGUGCAACGUCUAUUUUGCUUUGUGCAAGCUGCUUGUUGCCGAUGUGAUUCUGCUGUCUCACUUGGUUUUUCUUUAUUAUCCCAUGCUCUUUUUGUAAAGCGUCUCCAGAUAACACUUGUUAUGAAUUGGCGGUAUACAAAUGAUGAUUGAUUAAGGUAAAAAUGUUGUUUUUGUCAAUGGAGUCUGGUGGUUUGGAACAGAGCAUUUUGAAAGGUGUUUCUGGUUUUUUUAAAAGGUGCUCACUCUUAAAGGUCCCAAAUUAUGCAAAAAAACACUUCACCAUGUUCCUCUAACUCUAAUAUGUGUCUCUAGUCUGUCUACAAAUCCCCCAAUCAUGAGAAAAGUCCAUCCUCUCCGUCUUUUGCCUGCCCCACUUUUCAGAAAAUGUGUGCUCAAACAGGCUGUUUGGAGAUUUUCCCUUCAUGACAUCACAAAGUGCAGUAACCCCUCCCCCAGGUGGGUGACCCUCCCACAGCCAGGUGUUUGUUCUGCCCUCUGAGUCUGCCUUCUCACCAUCAACAAUAGGACAUGGAGCGAGAAAGCCAGAGUACACUCAAGCCCUUCCAGAGAGGGGGCGUGGUCAGACACAGCUCAUUUACAUAUUUAAAGGUACAGACACAGAAACAGCCUGUUCUCAGCCGGGCUGAAAUAGAGGGGUUUAUAGACAUGAUCAAAUACAGGAUCAGAGUGGAUUUAGAACAAGAAACUUUACACACAUGUUUUGAGGAGCUCUGAGACUUAUUUAAACUUCUUAAAACAGAGGAGAGUAAGUGACCUUUAAAGCUCCUGUGAGGAAUAUUUGUUUUUUGUUGGUUUUGGUGCCCCCUUUGGAGAAAGUAUGCUUCUCAUCUCUUUGCUGAUUUGUCAAAUGACAUCCGACACACAUGACCAGCAUUACAGCCUGUUUGUGGUUCUGCCUGCUGAAACUUUUCCUCAUUAUUAACAAAUAGAGCCACAGUUAAAACACACCAAAAUGCUAUCUCGCAGCUUGACAGAAAAUAUGUCAAUUCAGUGUACACAUGAAGACUUCUUUUUAUUUAGUCAGUUCAGCUCUCUUGUGUACACAGAAUCCACCUAUGUUCUGUCAAGCUGGUACUUCCUGCCAUCACCUGCACCUUUAAGGACUGACAGUGCUGUGCACAGAGCGUCUUCUUUUUACACCCUUUGAGAUGAUUUGCCUUCUCAGAAACGAAGACGUUUAAAUGAACUGUAUGUGCUUUGUCUCUGUUUUGCAGCUCUGCUCACCUGAAGCUUCAGGGGGGCUGAGUCGGUGUGUUUACUUGUUUUCUUUGCUCCCCUUUAGAGACCAGAUCUAAGAUAUUAUUUCUGAUGAAUGCUUUGUUUCUGUUUCCUUUCAUUGGCGUUACCCUCCUGUUACUGCUGGACUCUAAAGAAGCUUUUCACGUUGUUUUCUUCGCCCGUCUCUGUGAAGCACUUUGCUGAGAUUAUUGUGUUUCAAGUGCUUUAGAAAUAAAUUUGACUUUAACUGA